Molecule: messenger RNA, 1176 nt
Organism: Mizuhopecten yessoensis (Yesso scallop)
Lineage: Eukaryota; Metazoa; Mollusca; Bivalvia; Pectinida; Pectinidae
Exons: 6
Coding region: 16-981 (321 amino acids)
Biological process (GO): proton motive force-driven ATP synthesis
Molecular function (GO): proton transmembrane transporter activity
Source: RefSeq, a predicted model, not a curated record
AUUUCAAACAUAUGAAUGACCAAGAUUUUUGACGGGGACCCAAAUAACUCGUUCAAUACACGCCACUGGCUCGAUCGGACCGACUGUGCCCUUGAUACCGCCAUCAUGACGAGCAGAAGAUUGGCGAAGUCCGCCGUCAACUGGAAGGCGUUUGGCGAAAGAGUGUCAGAUGCCAACUUGCCAUAUUUCAAGAAAUUCAAGAAUUUGUCCGCUACUUAUUCAGGAAAAAUCUCCCAACUCCCAGAUGCUUUACCCAAGAUAGAUUUUGCACACUACAAGUCUCUUGGUGCUCCUGCUGCUGCUGUGGACAGCUUAGAAAAGGCUUAUGGAUCUGCCAAAAUUUCGUACCCAGUUGACACCAGCAACACCGUUGCAAAAAUUGACCAGGAGUUUGGUGAAAUGAAAACAAAAAGGACUGAAUUUAUACAAGAGCAGAACCAGGCUAUUGAAUCAUUAUCCAAAGUGGUAGAUGCAUGCAAGAAAGCAUUCCCACCAAAAGAUGAAUGGACCCAACAGCUGUAUUGUGCCUACUUCCCAGAUUCUAUGGUUUUGCCACAAGAGAGACCAACAUUUUGGCCACAUACAAUGUUAAACAAGGAGUUCUUUGGAGAGGAAGCUGACGAAGUCAGCCAGCCAACCCUUGAAAUGGACCUUACAAGUUUGCCUUGGUUCAGGCUACCCUAUCCUGAUACGGUUAAGAAUACAUACAUAAAAGGCAGAGAACCUGAUUUGGUCGACCAGUAUUUAAGUAUUGGUUACAAGCCUUCUAAGGAAGAGCUGAAGAAACUGGAGGCAGAGUGGCCUGCAAUAUCAGAAAAAUAUUGGGCUGGCUAUUGGGGGGGAAGGAAACAAUUUGUGAAAGAGCAUUUGGAUAAAAAGGCGGAAAUGAAGGCGUUUAAUAAGGAACAGAAAGCAAAAUCUAAAGCAUUAAAAGAAGCAAAGAAAGCAAAGCUAGCUGAAGAAGCUAAACUAAAGGCAUAAAGCUAAACAAGCAUGCUAAAAGCUGAAGUAGCUUAAGGGACAAAGCUAAAUUUGAAGUGGACAUGAGAAAUGACACUGAUCAAUGUUGUUAUCUUAACUUACGAAAGAGGAAUCAGACAUUCUUUUUUUUAUGUCAAACCUAACAAAUUUACAGUUUCUUUGUAGUGGAAAUGAUUAAAAUUGGAAAAAUUGUGA